This is a messenger RNA of Cantharellus anzutake, 1587 nucleotides long. RefSeq lists its product as uncharacterized. Lineage: Eukaryota; Fungi; Basidiomycota; Agaricomycetes; Cantharellales; Hydnaceae. The transcript is spliced from 5 exons. Bases 1 to 1587 code for a protein of 528 amino acids. The record is from RefSeq and is a predicted model, not a curated record.
AUGGCUUCGGUGCGACUGUCGAUGAUCCUGCCCCCUUCGAGGCUGUUGAGCCUCUCCCAGGCCGGCCGACAGUAUCCAACAAACAUCCAGACGAUGCGCUACCAGAGCACAUCAACAACUCGGGCCCCUUUUGGGAAAGGGACCACUGAGGCAAAAUAUGGCGCAUCUGGAACAGCUGGCUGGACCCAAGGCGUUCAGAAUCCCCUGCGAAGCUCCUCUGGAGCACAGGAACGAGGAGAAUACGGAGACCGGGAUUCCGUUAUCUUGGCUCCGCUAAGACACUGGGAAACCCGUGAUAAGUACAAGUCAUUGCUUGGAGAGAUGGCCGUUGCGGCUCUUGCCAGAUUAUCGAGUAAGGAACAAUGGUCCGCCAGAGAAAGAAGGAUUUUUGCGUGGUUUCUGCACACUGCCCACUCCAAAUUGCCGGUGUUAUUGGGGCAUUCCAUGAAAGACACGGGUUAUCUUAGGAUCAAGAUAUCGGUACCCCUUGCCAUCAGCUUCCAGCUCCAAAACCGUCUAAGAACGACACAUGUUGUUCCGCAUGUUGGGACACCGUCUGUACUACGUUGCAACUUAUUGAAGCUGCAGUUGUUAACUGUAGGAUUAAAGGACAGCAUUAAAGAAAAGGUGCAUCUCAUUAGGAGCAGCGACAACAUCCUGCCAAACUCGGAGAUAUACAAUGCCUGUAACAAGACUAGAGAUGACACCAUUCCACAUGUAGGAGAGAAACAAAGGAAAGGUGCCAUCCGGAUACCGGCAUCGGAAUCCGAGAGGCGGCAGGUUUGGCCGACGUGCUUGUAUCGGCCCCAAGGAUGGGUGCUUGGGCCAAGUGAGGAAUGCCUGGAAAAGGUUCAGGGUGUUCGGACAGAGGUCGGACAUGGUGGGGGUUCAGGAGGGUGUCAUAUGGUCAAUGGAGCCCCGGUGCCAAGAAUCCCACGUGGCUUGUGUGGAAACCUUUCGGCCGGAUCCGAAAUUCCGCAACGUCAAUCGUCUCCACAACAACGAAGUCUGAUGGAGUCGAACAUGCUUCCAAAGUCCUACAUCCCCAACCUCUCUCACUGGGAUGAGGCUGAUUUGGCUGAGGGGUCAGACGACGAUGUCAUCCUCAUGGAGGCGAAAUUCAAGGAGAGGCGGAGGCGCCGCCAGGCGCGGCGAGAGUACGAGGAGAUGCGAAGGCGGCUAGUGCGGGAGCGGGAGGAGGAAGCGGCGGAGCAUCAGACUACCGAGGAAGCACCGUUGUCAGCCGGUGAGGACCUGCCUGCCUGCUCACGAUGCAUCAGGCUAGACAGGGCUUGCGUGCGCGGUACCGGCAAGGGCGUCAUAUGCGCCUCGUGCCAGAAGGCCAAGGUCAAGUGCGACCGAGCGCCAGGGGCGCCGGAGGCCAAUAAACGGAUGCGGAUCAUCGCACCGAAGGGACAGGAGGGUAUGGAGGUGGAAGGAGGUUCGGAAGUGGGGAAUUGGGGCAGGGCGAUCCAUGAGGCGCUCCUGACGAUCAACGAGACAAUUGCCGAGCUCGCCCAGGCCACCCGGACUCAGAAUGCCUUAGUUGCCCAGCUGCUUGCAAAACAGGCCACUCGCUCGCACUAA